This is a messenger RNA of Mugil cephalus (flathead mullet), 3554 nucleotides long. RefSeq names its product cyclin-Y-like. The record is from RefSeq and is a predicted model, not a curated record. Gene Ontology annotation, molecular function: protein kinase binding; cyclin-dependent protein serine/threonine kinase activator activity. Gene Ontology annotation, cellular component: plasma membrane; cytoplasmic cyclin-dependent protein kinase holoenzyme complex. NCBI's taxonomy places the organism in Eukaryota, Metazoa, Chordata, Actinopteri, Mugiliformes, Mugilidae. The transcript has 11 exons. Bases 348 to 1385 code for a protein of 345 amino acids. Gene Ontology annotation, biological process: regulation of cyclin-dependent protein serine/threonine kinase activity; regulation of canonical Wnt signaling pathway.
GCUCUGACGCGCUGACAGCGAGCCACAACACGGACACACGCAUCUCGAGUGCGCACCGUCGCUCCUCUGCCUCGCGGGAAGCGUCCCGCUCGUACGAUGCCCGGGGCAGCGGCAGCGCGUCCGCUCGUUGCGCACGUCGGCUGCUACCGGUGGAAGUGACAUCCCUCCGUGACAGCCGUGCCCCGCGGAGACGUUCCCCGAGACCACUGACGGGAUCUAUGGGCGCAGCCGCGGAUGCUCCAAGCGCGCUCUGGUGAUCUAUGCUGACCGCCGCCGCCGGCGCCGUGGGGGUCGAUUCAGCUCCGACACGGGAAGGAUAGUUUAGAAAGAGAGAGAGAGAGAGAGAGAUGGGGAGCACGACCUCUUGCUGCGUGUCUGGCACCCCCAAGCUCCGCAGAAAUGCCCACUCGAGGCUGGAGUCUUACCACCAGGAGUCGGAUCUGAGCAGGGAGGAGACAGGAUGCAACCUGCAGCACAUCAGCGACAGGGAGAACGUUGACGAGCUGAACAUGGAGUACAAUCCGUCGGACCAUCCGCGGGCCAGCACCAUAUUCCUCAGCAAAUCGCAAAAUGAUGAGUUGCCUUACAGGAAUGUGCGAGAAAAACGAAAGAGCCUCUUCAUCAACAAUCACGGAACAUCGAGGCGGAAAUACAGCUCCUGUUCCACCAUCUUCCUCGACGACAACACCGUCAGCCAGCCCAACCUCAAAUACACCAUCAAAUGUGUAGCGCUGGCGAUUUACUACCACAUAAAAAACAGGGACACGGACGGAGGAAUGCUUCUCGAUAUCUUUGAUGAGAAACUUCACCCUCUCUCGAAAUCGGAGGUUCCGCUGGACUACAACCAGCAUGACCCGGAGCAGAAGCAGAUCUACCGAUUCGUGAGGACGUUGUUCAGCGCUGCCCAGCUCACGGCCGAGUGCGCCAUCGUCACGCUGGUUUACCUGGAGAGGCUCCUGACCUACGCAGAGAUCGACAUCUGUCCCGGGAACUGGAAGAGGAUCGUCCUGGGAGCGAUCCUCCUGGCCUCAAAGGUCUGGGACGACCAGGCGGUGUGGAACGUCGACUACUGCCAGAUCCUCAAGGACAUCACAGUGGAGGACAUGAACGAACUGGAGCGCCAGUUUCUGGAGCUGCUGCAGUUCAACAUCAACGUGCCGUCCAGUGUCUACGCCAAGUACUACUUUGACCUGCGCUCGCUCUCAGAGUCCAACAACCUCAGCUUCCCUCUGGAGCCGCUCAGCAGGGAGAAGGCCCAAAAACUAGAGGCUAUAUCCAGACUAUGUGACGACAAGUACAAAGACACGCGGAGAGCGGCCAGGAAGCGCUCGGCCAGCGUGGACAAUCUGUGUGGGAUCCCGUGGGUUCCCGCUAUCCUCUCCUAACCACUGACAGACUCUGGCGUCAGGACUGUUCGAGGCAGAGGAGAAGAGACCGUGCACACACGGUCGAAACCGGAUUCAAGGAAUCUGAACUGCUCGCGUACGGAGAGGUUUCUACUUAACGUGAUGCCUUUGCAGUGCCUCCACCCUUCGUGUUACGAGAGAAGGAGGGAAGGAAGGAAGUUUCUGGUGGUUUCAUUACCUGAGGAGGAACAUUUAUCUUUGGACCACAACAGACAGAGCCUUAAAACUCUUAUGGCAUUAUGAAGCUGUCUUAAUAUAAUCUAUUUCCGGCCUCGUUUUAAAAGAUUUGACAUGCCCUGUCCUCCAGGUGGCCCCGCAGCUUCACAGUGACACACGUUAUUUAUUUUUACUCCACUGUCACAACUUUUCCGCCUGUCGCAGCCGAACCUGCAAAGCCGAACUUCACAAACGUUGGACUUUCUACCGGUUAUUUAUUUCCUCUUGGAUUUCACGGGAUAGCGUUAGUUUUUUCUCCUUUCGGAAAUCUUCAAGGUUUACAGUAUUUCUAGUUGCACCUCUUGAUACUCAGGUAGUCGGUUUAAUAUGUUGAUUUAUAUUUGCUCCUCGUCUCGGUUAUGUUGAGGACAGAAACACACGUUUUGAACACGAAAAGGGCCGGAACAAAUUAAAAAAAAAAAAAGUUCAUAUUUCCAGUGUAAUAUUGUAGUUAUGGGGGACGUGCACAAUCAAAAAAACCCUUUUCCUUCACACUUUAACAGGCAGGAAGUACUUCACAGCAUGAUUUCUACACUCAAUCAGUAUUUAGUGAUACAGAGGAGGAUUAGGGCCACUGAAAAUGCAUUUAGAGCAAAUUAUUUUUUUUUUUUUUGUUCUGACUUUAAUCUCAGAAAAAAAUUAUCUGAGAUUAAUUUCAUUAAUCUCAGAUUAUUCUCAGAAUUCUGACUUUUUUCUCAGAAUUCUGACUUUAGCCUCACAGUUUUGAUUUUAUUCUGAGAAUGACUUAAAUCUCAGAAAUCUGACUUUAAUCUCCCAAUUCUGACUCAGAAUUCUCAUUUUUUUCUCAGAAUUUUGACUUUUUUCCUCAGAAUUCUAACUUUAAUCUCAGAAUUUUGGUCUUUAUUCUGAGAAUUCUGAGAUUAAAGUGUAAAGUUAAAGAAAAAAAAACAUUCACUCUUACUGCAUUUUUUUUCCAGUGGCCCUAAUCCUCUUCCGUACAGUAACUUCUCAAGUGUUUAUUUAAUUUUUUUGCCAUGAGCCGAGAAGAAGCUUAGAGUAGAAUGAAGCACACCUCUCUUUCUGUGAACCAUUCAUCAAAAAGUUGUGGGAUUUCAUGGUACAUUUGAGCUGGAUUUGGAUGAAAAACACAUCUCACAGCAGGAAAUGUUACAUUUGCAUUAGAAAAGCAUUACCUGCGGUUUCAUUGUGAGUAACCCACAGGCGAUGUGGGCUGUUCGUGCUAUGAAAACUAUUCCCAGUUAGUUUUGUUUUCUUGGACACUGACCAGCAUGUAACGAGGAGGGAGAGAAAAUAAUCCUCAUUAUGCACCUUACACAUAUACUGCAUUUCUCUUAUUUAAUAAGCUCAAAGACUUAAAUAAGCUCAAAAUUCUAAAUAAAUAGCACAUUUGAUUGCAGGUGGAAGCACAAGCAUCAACUGCAGCCACAGAGACUGUGUUUUUAAAACCGUUGUCAUGGCGACCUGAGGAUUGCUCUUUUUCUUGAUUAUCUGAGGUUGGUUCAAAAAAACGACUGCAUGUCAGAGUCCGUGCAGAGCUUUAAACAAGCAUUAACAGUUUAACAUGUGUAACUCUUCACUGGAUGAACAGGCCGUAGGUAUUUAUUUAUUUUUCUAGUCGACUGAUUCUUCUUGAAAGAAAGCAGCAGCUGAUAAAAUACGCUUCCUCCCGGCACAAGAAGUUCUCCUCAGAACGUCUUAAAUGAUAAAGAUCCUGUUUUAAAUAUGCUGCUCAUGUGGCUCCAAAAAAGUGAGGAAAAGAGAUUUUCCUUUGCCCUCCGUUUCUAGAUUUCCCCUUGAUGUCCAACCUCGAAGCAACACGUGAGAGAAGGUCGCAACAUUCCUUUGUUUUUAUUUAUUCCGUAUUACAGAGUCACUGUAGAUGACGAUAUGUUACCAAUAAUGUACACUUGAUUUGGAAACGAUUAAAAAAUAUAUCCGGCCUCAGAAGUC